This is a messenger RNA of Astyanax mexicanus (Mexican tetra), 2686 nucleotides long. RefSeq names its product succinate dehydrogenase complex, subunit D, integral membrane protein b (gene sdhdb). Gene Ontology annotation, biological process: mitochondrial electron transport, succinate to ubiquinone; tricarboxylic acid cycle. Gene Ontology annotation, molecular function: ubiquinone binding; heme binding. Gene Ontology annotation, cellular component: mitochondrial envelope; membrane. The transcript has 4 exons. NCBI's taxonomy places the organism in Eukaryota, Metazoa, Chordata, Actinopteri, Characiformes, Acestrorhamphidae. The record is from RefSeq and is a predicted model, not a curated record. The coding region runs from base 59 to 538 and encodes 159 amino acids.
CCGUCAGCAGUGAGCUGUUUCCGGGUGAGUGUGGUGCCCUUGGUUGGUAGUGAUAGCUAUGGCGGCUCUGGUGAGGAUCGGCUCUGUGUGCCGCGGACCCGCUGUUCCCUCUUUGUUAUUCCGCAGUGCGCCUCUAAUCAGACCUUUGGCUGCACGUAAAAAGGACCAGGAUUAUCCUUACUUCUGCACAGCGAAGAUACAUGCCACACCUUCCAACUAUGCAGCUGCUGGGUCCAAAGCUGCCUCGCUGCACUGGACUGGAGAGCGAAUCGUGAGUAUAGCACUCCUUGGAUUGGGUCCUGUCGCCUAUUUCUAUCCAGGCCCUGUCAUGGACUACUCCUUGGCUGCAGUGCUCACUCUGCAUGGACACUGGGGGCUGGGUCAGGUUGUGACGGACUACGUUCACGGAGACGCUAAAAUCAAGUUGGCGAACACCGGCCUCUUCCUCCUGUCAGCCGUCACUUUCGCGGGUCUCUGCUACUUCAACUACCACGACGUGGGGAUCUGUAAAGCAGUGGCUCUUCUAUGGAGUAAAUAGCUGGACUGAUAUGGGGAUGUGGGGAAAGUGUUUCAGGUCCUGGACCUUCUGUCAUCAUGUUCCAGUUGAUUAUAUGUAAAUUCUAUAAAUAUAUAAUUUUGACAAGAUACCACAUUGAUUCACAAGUGUGUAUAAUUGCUGAUUCAGGUUUCUCAUGCUUGUGCUAAGACUGAGUAUCUUAUCUGGGGCGUCUGGGCGUCGACUGCAUGGCAACUAGGUGUGCUACAUCUCUUCAGAUGAUGAAAUAACUGUGUUAAAUAUUAUCACCAUAUUUCAUAUGGUUAACCUGCAACCAGGGACAAAUAUCAGUGUCUUGUUCUGUCUGUUCACAUCAACCUCAAGGUAUCUGUUUAGGUAUCUUUACUCACUGGCUUAUUUGUUUUUUAUUAGCUGAAAUGCCUUAAUAACCCCAGUUCAGCCGUAUUGAAGGAAUAUUGAAGGUUUUUUGUGAAUCGUUUUUAUUUGGGAGCAUUUGUGACGUAAUGGGAGGUAUUCUAAAGCAUUUAUAAAACAUGAGCUUUUUAGAGGACCAGAUUCCCACACUCUUCACUGCCAUUACAGCUCUGUAACUGGUGAUUUCAGCUUUCCUUAAUCCAUAGUUGCAUUUAAGGAAAAUUUCACUGUCAAUAUUUCAGCCUCAGAUAUAACCAAUGUUUGCAUGGCCUCAAUUUUUUAUUCAAAAUGGGCAUCUGGUAGUUUGUGAUUUGUCUUUAAUCUGUGGGCAGCACCUUGUAUGAUUUGCUAAAGUCUUUGUCUAACGUUUUUUUGGCUUUCUCUAUACACUUUACCCUUAAUAAUGAUUUAAAAGUUUAAAAACUGAACAUACACUCCUAAAAAUGCAGGUGCAUUUUUGAGCAGUGCAACAGAACCAUGUUAUUGGAGAUGUGUAAAAAUGGUAAGAACUAUUAUUUCAUAAAGUAAAGGUUCUUUAGACCUUUAAACACAUUUACAGACAUCGUUUUUUAGGAAAACAAACAUGGUUCUUCUAGAACAGAGGUUUCCUACAAGUCUCAGCCCAGAACCCAUAUUUUCUCAUGGUCCUUAAGUCUAUGUUCACAUUACCAGGCUGAAAUGACUAAACUCUGAUUUUUUGCUCAAUGUGGCUCAGAUCUCAGACCUUUUUUUUUUUCAUAGCUGUGUGAACGUGCCAAAUCAGAUUUUUUCAGAUCAGAUUUGAGUCACUUUUAUAUGUGGUCCUAAACCGGAUAUGUGUCUGAUCCAUGGACAUGCAACAUGAAUGUGAAAGGUAAAAUCUGAAUUCAUCUGAAUUUUUACUUUACGUGGCUUCUAAUGUGAAUGUCACGACCCACUUUUAAUGAAUACAAACCAAACUAAUGUAUUUUAUUUAAAUAGCCAUCAAAACCCAUUUAAACAUGCAUAAGCAUGCAAAGUGAAUCUAAGAGCAAUAAAAAAAAAUGAGUAGGAACUACGUGUAUAAAAGUUACUACAAUAAAAUAUCAAAACUGCACAAAAUAAAUAAGACCACAAAACUUUGCAUUCAAAGUACAUUAACAAGAAACUGAGGAGGGCCAUGCCAACUGCAAGUCUAAAGGUUUCUACAAUAAAUUUAAAUAUUAAAACUGCCUAAAAUAAAUAAGGCUACAAAACAAGAUGCUUUAGGUGAGACAGUUGGGCAUGAAUUUUGAUCAGAUCAGAGUUUCUGCGGUCUCUGACAGUAGAUCAUGUUCAGUGUUCACUGUUUAAACUGUUUCUCUGCUUUAAGAAAUAUAUAAUUCUCUGUACCAAAACCAGAUAAGCAUUAAUUAUUUAAGAAUAAUUAUUUUGAACCUGUGGCAACCCACCAGUUGAGAAUCGCUGUUCUAUAGCAUUGCUCAAAAACAGUUUAAAUGCACCUUAAUAUUAAAGUGUAAGUGAGUGCCCUCGAAUCAGGUUUUGUAUAAAACUUGUUUUUCUUGUCAAAUUCUGGUAAAAUGCUUCUAUAAAUUAUUCCAAAACUAAAAAAGGCGCUGCUUGCGAAUAUAACCUUCAUGAGGAAGAAGUGUGUUUGUAACGGCUCAGACGUGCUCACAAGUGUGAUGUCACUCUUAAGUGUUUUGAAUCUGCUCUGUCAGAUUUUAACGCACAAGCGCUAGCUUUGAGUAAAGUUAUUUGUCUUAAACUUCAACAGAAUAAAGCCAGUUUUACGGA